This is a messenger RNA of Notolabrus celidotus (New Zealand spotty), 2337 nucleotides long. Its product is annotated as E3 ubiquitin-protein ligase TRIM21-like. Lineage: Eukaryota; Metazoa; Chordata; Actinopteri; Labriformes; Labridae. Gene Ontology annotation, molecular function: zinc ion binding; protein binding. Bases 87 to 1721 code for a protein of 544 amino acids. The transcript has 2 exons. The record is from RefSeq and is a predicted model, not a curated record.
CCAAAAGAGAGUGAAACUAAAAAGAGUGCGAGCACUGUGUCCUUCAACUUCUCUUUUAGAGGUCUAAAGCUACAAAAACAGCAGACAUGGCUUGUGCGAGAAGUCUGACAACAGUGAACAAUUUCUCUUGCUCCAUAUGUCUGGAUGUCUUCACUAAGCCUGUAGGGAUUCCCUGUGGUCACACCUUCUGCUGUGCCUGCAUCACAGGCCACUGGGACACCAGUAAACCUGUAUUCCACUGUCCACUGUGCAAAAAGGAGUACUUGAAGAUACCAGAUCUCUGUGUAAACACGGUCAUCGCUGAUAUGGUUGAAAAGGUGAAAAAGGUCAGUCAAGAAGAGCCUCAUGACACCCCUGAUCAAGCAGGAAGUGCAUACAUGCUCUGUGGUAUCUGUACAGAAAAGAAGCAGUUAGCCACCAAGUCUUGCUUAACAUGUUUCAUGUCUUACUGUAAAGCACAUCUGGAGCCUCAUCAGAGAGUUUUAACCUUAAAGAAACACAAGCUGAUUAACCCUGUCGAGGACCUUGAGAGCAGGAUCUGCAAGGAGCAUGGUGAGCCUUUAGAGCUGUUUUGCAAGAAGGAUUUCCUGCUUCUAUGUGAGGCCUGUGUAGACAGUGACCAUAAAAAACACAAGGUGGUGAGUGUGGAGGUGGAGGCUGAAAUGAGGAAGGACCAGCUGGGACUAGAAAAGAAGGACAUAGAUCAGAUGUUCCAGGCGCAUCAGCAGAAGCUCCAAGAGAUCCAACACUCAGUGGAGGCCAGCAAGAAGAAUAAAAAGAAAGCACUGGAAUACAGCAACCUUGUGAUGACUGAACUGGUGGACUACAUCAGGAGAAGCCAAGCUGAGCUGAAUGAGGUCAUUCAGAGGAAGCAGAAAAAGAUUGAAAAAGAGGGGGAGGGCUUCAUUAAAGAACUGGAGGAAGAAAUGGUCCAAAUAAGGCAGAAAAACUCAGAGCUUGAUCAGGUCUGUGGCAUCGACGACCCCUUUGAAUUCCUUGAGCAUGCCCUUUCUCUUACUUUCACUCCUCCACUGGUUAAGGACUGGUCUGAGGUGACUCUUAACAGUGACCAGUUCACUGUGCAGGAAACCUUGGUGAAGCUGGAGACAACAGUGAUGAGAGAGAUCAGGCUGCUGUGUGAUCCUGACUUGAAGAGAAUGCAGCAUUAUGCUGUGGAUCUGACUCUGGAUCCUGAGACAGCACACCCUGCCCUCAUUGUUUCUGAGGACGGGAAAGAGGUCAAGUGGGAGGACAAGAAGAGGAAUGUCAAAGACCAGCCAGGCAGGUUCGAUCAUGUCCUUAAUGUCCUUGCCAAAGAGAGUUUUAACUCUGGGAAGUUCUACUUUGAAGUCCAGGUACAAGGGAAAACACAGUGGGAUCUAGGAGUGGUAAACGAGUCCAUCAACAGGAAGGGUGAUAUCAGACUGAGCCCCAAGAGUGGAUACUGGACCAUUUGGCUGAGAAAAGGAAAUGAGUUCACAGCCAAUGCUGGGCCUGCGAUCAACCUCCAUGUGAGGGAGACACCUCAAAAGGUGGGGGUGUUUGUUGAUUAUGAAGAAGGACAAGUUUCUUUCUACGAUGUUGACUCCAGGGCUCGCAUCUUCUCCUUCACUGGAUGUAACUUCACUGAGAAACUUUAUCCAUACUUCGGCCCCUGUGCUUUUGAGAGCGGCAAAAAAUCACCCCCACUGAUCAUCACUCCCAUCAAUUGCAGCAGAUAAGUUAUUUUUAUUUGUUGUUGUUGUUUGUGAAGGACACACAGUGAGGGGAUUUACAAUAUAAUUUAAAGGCAUCUUGAAACUCCAGUGUGUCAUUCUGUUUCUCCCAUCCAUCAGUGUCAGCGCUGCUUGUGACAGUGUGUCGCCUGUCAUACAGACAGCGUCAAAUCUGCAAGACACCCACCCCUCGACCACACACACCUCUGAUGCAGCCAGUUUGAGUUACGCAAAUACAUCUUUGAGGUGGUCAUUCAUUUUCGUAUUUGAAAGCUGCUUUUGUCUGUCAAGUUAUUUUAUAUCCUUUUUUAUGCUGCUUGCAGUGCUACGCAUGAAUGCUGCUUGUUCUGACAUGAUGCAUGAUGUUGCUGAUACUUACUCAGGUGUAAGUCAGUGUUAUUGUGUUUUUGAUACUUUAUGAUUACAUGGGAUAAACCUCAGGAGAGAAUAUUUCAGGGUGACCUUAAUACACAAUCAGUAAUGGAAAUGUAACCAGCACUCCUGAGUGAUGACAUAAGACUGUAGCCAGAGUCCGUGCACUGUACUCUGUAUUCUGCACAACAUAAAAUGUCUAUUCUCUAAUAGUAUGCAGAAACAAUAAAGGUCACUCAUGAAGAUGAUA